This is a messenger RNA of Chaetomium strumarium, 423 nucleotides long. RefSeq lists its product as uncharacterized. The transcript has 2 exons. Bases 1 to 423 code for a protein of 140 amino acids. Lineage: Eukaryota; Fungi; Ascomycota; Sordariomycetes; Sordariales; Chaetomiaceae. The record is from RefSeq and is a predicted model, not a curated record.
AUGACUACUCCCCCGCCAGACUAUACGCGUUUCGCCGACACCAAGCAGUGGAACAAGUUCGACACCAUCUUCGUGCCAGACGCGACCUUCACUUUCGUCGAUAUAGAUGGCAAAGUCAUCUCCACGCCGGACGGGGCGAUCCCUUACAAGUGGUACUCGCUCGAGUCGUGGGUGGCCUUUUUUGAGAAGGCGCUCGCCGACUUGCAGGUCAUCCAUCUCACUGGCCCCGGGGAGUUUGAGUUGGUCGGUCCGAACGAGGUAAAGGCGGUGUUUACGGUAGUGUACAACGAUGCACUAAAGGGGGGAGGGACUGGACCGCAUGAGACGGGCGGUGGUCACUACUAUGAGACGUGGGUGCGCCAGAGCGGUGAUUUGUUUUGUAAGGAUCUGUGCAUGCAAAGGACUUAUCAUCGUGUCAUUUAG